Molecule: messenger RNA, 168 nt
Organism: Pseudocercospora fijiensis CIRAD86
Lineage: Eukaryota; Fungi; Ascomycota; Dothideomycetes; Mycosphaerellales; Mycosphaerellaceae
Exons: 4
Coding region: 1-168 (55 amino acids)
Source: RefSeq, a predicted model, not a curated record
AUGUUAAUAUGGCAUCGGCGUGAUUUUGCGUACCUUUUGGAGCGCAAUUGCACCCUGGCGAUAUUAUGUUCUUGUUCUAAUGAUCGCCUUGAUCGCCUUGAUCGCAGAAAUGACCCAAGUCGGCGCUUGAAGUCGAAGUUUGUGGUGUUGAACGCGGAGAAUGGUUAA